Symbiodinium pilosum is the source of this 1590-nucleotide messenger RNA. The record is from the annotation of a GenBank genome assembly. NCBI's taxonomy places the organism in Eukaryota, Dinophyceae, Suessiales, Symbiodiniaceae.
AUGCAUAAACAUUGCCAUGGAGCCGGUAGGCUGUGCUUGACGCUGGGCUGCUUGCUCUCCGGCCUGGUAGCUGGCUUGAGCUUAAGAACCUGUCCACCUCCUGACGCUCCCUGUGUGGCAAGAGUACGGCAUGAAUUGACAGUGGCAUGGAAGCUACGGGCGGAGGUGGACAAGGUGAUCUCUCAGCGGUCCUAUGAGUUGCUGAUCCUUUACGACUGGAUUCCCGCGGAGGAAGUUGUGCAACGCCGCACGGCUUUGAGAGGCAUUGAAGCCAUGGAGGCUGGCCGACAUCUGCUUUGUGCUUUGACAUUCAUCGGGUGUGAUGCUGAAGGUGUGGAGCAUGCAAUUGCGAUGGUGCAGCCGAAGAUCAUGUCAACUGAUGCUCUUGCUGAGAAGAUGGUCACGACGUGCGGCAAUAUACCAUCCGAUCUGAACAUGGAUUGGUUCGGGGUUUGCAGCAAUGCAAUUUGGGAGUGGGCGGAGGCUGAGUACAUGAUUUCUGCUAGAUUGUUCAUGUCCGACUCGGGCCGCGCACAGAGGUCUGAUGCAGCGGAUAAACUCAACAUCCGCAAGACAGAGUCUGCCGCUGGCUACGACGCUGCAACCUAUCCAUCAAGCUUCAGCCCUGGCAACAUCUGUGAACUGAGCCGUACGCUCCUGCCAAGCAAGAAUUCGAGGUUUGGCUUGCAGCCGGUCUUCAGCGGUGAAGCUUUCCGUGACGUUUCUUGGGUAGAUGUCACAAAUCUGCGGACGCGCCAUUUAAGCGCAAUUUCGCUGCUGGAGGUGCUGGAAAACGGAGCAGAUUUUCAAUUAAGACAUCCGUUCGGACUGUCCCGCGUUGCCGUCAAUCUGGGAGGUGGAGAUGGUGCGUGCAUGGUGGGGCACAGCCUGGACCCGGUGAACUGCUUCUUCCCACAGGGUUUUGGCGGUGUGGUCUUUGAGGCUAACAAGACGUUGGAGCCUCUCUUGUUUGAGAAUCUGGCCCAGUUCGCACCCAGUGUCCAGAUUGUGUUGGAGGCAGCGGUGGAAGACUCAGUUUCCAAAAGGCUGCAGGAAGCCCUGUCCAGAUGCCCCUCUCAAGUUCCGAGAGGAGAAAUUGACAUCAUUAAGGUGGACGUAGAUGGUCCUGACUGUCACUUAGUUCGAGGGCUCUCACAAGAUGGCUGGCGACCAAAAAUCUGGCACGUUGAAAUCAAUCCUCUGUUUCCUCCAGACAUCGCAGUGUGGCCUUCUGGUCCCAGUUUGGGAUCCUCCACCACAGUGAAUCGACAACAUGAUUUGAGCUCUGCUUUCUCUCGACGUGGAGCUGCAGAUGAGAAGCAGGCUCUUGUAGGCUGCUCUCUGCAAGCGCUGUUGGACUCAGCAGGAGCUGAUUACGUUUUUGUGCAUAUGGAGUUUGAGAAUGCAGUUCUUGUACGGCGAGACAUUUCAACUGCUCUAGAGCCAUGGUUGUCUUCUCGCGAUGAUGUGCAGAAAUGGCGUGAUGGCUAUUUCUGCCAUCCGAUGGCUCGCGUCCGAAUGCCACACGACUCAGAUCAGGACUCACUUUUCUUGCACUAUGACUUCAGGCGUUGGGGGGUCAGAUGCUGA